Messenger RNA from Laetiporus sulphureus 93-53, 1845 nucleotides. Its product is annotated as P-loop containing nucleoside triphosphate hydrolase protein. Lineage: Eukaryota; Fungi; Basidiomycota; Agaricomycetes; Polyporales; Laetiporaceae. Bases 1 to 1845 code for a protein of 614 amino acids. Gene Ontology annotation, molecular function: ATP binding; nucleic acid binding. The record is from RefSeq and is a predicted model, not a curated record. The transcript is spliced from 2 exons.
AUGGCAUUAAGGUCCUCAAAAUCUCAUGCUGCUACCGGCACAGGUCAACGCAAGCCGUCCGCAAGGCCAUUCAGUUCAAAAAGAGAGCUCCACGCAGGUCACACGGUCUCGGAAUUUGACCAUGAGCAUUCAAGGGAUGCCGAGAGGGCAGAUAGUGGAAGUUCCUCUACCUCCAAAAAGCCGUCAGUCUACAACCCUCUUGUGGACGAGCUGGAUGUCUCCGCACGCGCGGAAACGCUUCGCGCACUCCCCAGGGAGUUCACUGCUCCUCCUCUGAUGGAGGGUCUCCUGACUUCUGUCACCGAUUUUCUGGGCCCUGAGGCUCGCCCGACUGAUAUUCAGUCAUUGUCACUCAAGCAUCUCUUCCCGCGGCCACUACCUGGAUACCCAUCAAACGUGAAUGCAUGGGGAGCUCCCACCAAGAACAAAAGUGAGUAUCUGCAAUGCCUGCUGGCAUCUGAAACAGGCUCGGGAAAAUCGAUUGCGUAUCUCUUGCCCAUGCUGCAGGACCUGAAGCUUACGGAGCUGCGGACGGACACGCCUCGACCUCAGAAUUCCGGCUGUCCCCUUAAUCCGCGCGCACUCGUUCUCGCCCCAACGCAUGAGCUCUCAAGGCAGCUGUCCAGUUUUGCGAAGGCGCUCUUGCAUCACAUCAAGCUGCGGGUGCUAUGUGCGUCCAAGUCGAAUACGCCGAGCACGCCCUCGCGGAACGUUUCUUCUGCCAAAAUGGCAAAGGAGAUGGACGAGUUGAUCAAAGGCUCUUCGGCUGGGAAGGUGGAAGAAAAGCACGCCGCAGAGGAUCAUGCUGUAGAUAUAGUGGUCGGGACGCCAUCGAAGAUUCUGGAGAUGGUGAAAGGGAGGGGAUGGGACCAUCAGGUGACGCUUGAGCAGGAGCCCAACGUGUGGGAAGGGGAGGGAAAGCGGCGACUUUCGACAGUGGGCAAGCCGGAAAUGAGCUUGGAAAGCAUCGAAUGGGUGGUCAUCGACGAAGCUGACGUUCUGUUCGGUCAGUAUCCCGACUUUCAGGCAGACACCAAGUCAAUUCUCUCCUCCAUCAGCGAGGCGCGCAAGCAACCGCUUGACUUCCCUUCGGUACCUGCAACACCAUCCUCCCCCGCACCACUCAACUACCCGUUCAACCUUCUAUUGAGCACCGCUACCAUCCCCUCCGCUCUCGCCUGGCACCUAGAUUCGUACCAUCCCAGCCUCAUACGCCUUGCCUCACCAAAUCUCCACCGCCUCCCGUCGACGCUCAGGACCGAGUACGUCGGCUGGACCGGUGGAAACCGCAAUGUCGACAUCGAAAAGCGGCUGCGCAAUGUAUGGGCGCAGGAUGUGCCUAAGCGACGCAACCGCAAGGUGCAAUUCUCGAAAGUGCUCGUCUUCUGCAACAAAAGCACGCGCGUCGAGGAGCUCGGACAAUACCUUACGGAGAAAGGCAUCCCGAAUGUCGCGCUGACAAGCACGAGCGAGACGCGGAAGUGGGGCUCGAAUCACCACCUGGAUGGGUUCCUUAGGAAACACGGCCAUACAGCUAAAGAUGAGAAGCUCGCCAGCGAGCCGAGUCUGGAGCAAUCCUCUUCAUCCGAUGCCCCUGCGUAUACUCAGCAGCCUCAUGUAAUGAUCACCACGUCGCUGCUGUCCCGAGGACUGGACUUUGCGCCGGAGAUCAAGCAUGUCUUCAUCGUGGACGAGCCGCGGAACAUGGUGGACUUCCUGCAUCGCGCUGGACGCUCGGGACGUGCAGGCGAACUCGGGAAGGUGGUCGUCUUUGGUAAGACAGAGGGGAGGGGCUCGAACAGAACGAAGAUUAUGCGCAAAAGGGUUGGCGCGCUCCUUGCGUAG